GCCACAUUUCCGCGGGGACAAUAUUUUGGCCAAAAAUUGAUCAAGAAUUGGUAAGUUAAAUUAGUUCGUAUUAAUUAUUGAAAUUUACAUUCGCAUUCUUUCUUGCAGAUCAAAAAGUAUCAACUACACCGGCAGAGCAGCGGGCGGACAAUUUGUGCUGUUGAAGGCGAGAAUUGGCCACCUUUCUGGACAAGUGGACGAGCCAGUCAGCUGAAAAGGAUUUUUCGCACGUCACGCCUGAGUAAUCCGCUUCAAAGCUGCUCAGCAACGACUAGACAGACUUCCGGCAAGGAUACCUGCACCUGCUUUGGCGGCUAUUUUAUAAUCACAACAACGCGAAGUUGAUACGGCAUUGGUCGCGCUCCAGCUGUGUACCUUUGUGUUGUGGUGACCCGGAAUUUCGGUUGUUCUUUGGCGUGCGAUACGUUUCUCCCGGCGCCUCCGCUCUUGAGUUUGGCCUGGCGUGUUGGAACCAGAUUUGUACUCCAUGCGCGUCACCGGUGCAUCUCCGCGAGCGUCUGGACCAUCUGGACAAUCUUGCCGCGUCGUGUGUUUGCUACAGCUGGCGGUGCUCAAGAUCGCCCUCCUCAACGUUUUAUACAAGGCGAGCCUAGCGUCGCGCCAAGCCUACACUCUUGGGACGCUCGUUGGACAGGUUGCCAAUCGGUGUAUGUGUACGGGAUUCGCGAGAUGCCGAGUUUUUCCGUCUGACCUUGUGCCCUCUAAGUGAUCCUCCCCGUUUGCGAGGUCCUUCAGAUACAACUCUGGGAGCUGCUGGUGGCGGUCUGAGGUGCUCGUCGUGUAAAACUUGCAGUUCGCGUGUUGCAAACGAUUCGGAGAUGCGAUCGAGUAAGGCUCAGCACUCGUUGGGUGUUUGCUGUGCAGGCAUCUGUAAACUACAUUUGGUGGGAAGAAUGAUUUGGAUCUGAUCGAUUAUUCCAACAUUGAAGCGUGGGUUCGACAAACACCUCGACAGACCCAACAGCUAGCGGAGAUUCUGUCAUGCCACGGCGUCCAAACUGGGGCUCGUUCCAGGCGGACGGUCCCCUAGCGGAGGCCGCUCCGCUCAAGUUGAUCCUCAAGGUGAAAAUCGGAAAUGGAAUCACGAUCGUGGCGCAAUGCUUGGGCACCUUCGUUGCUCUUGUGUGGAGUCACUUGGGAUCCGGCAUGAACCUGAGUCCGCACCAGGACCUUUCCCGAAGGCGCGUAGAGGAAAAGAGCCAAAAUCUCCAGGACGAGGAGAACUUCCGGCGUGCCAGCUCGGAACUGAGUCUAAAAUAGGACGCGGAAAUCAUCUAGAUCGCCGGCCCAAGCACGCUAGCAUCACCUCUAUCCAAGCAUAUUAGCAUCACCUCUAUCCGAGUGGCCCCGCCGCCGACGUCACUCGCCCACUCUGUUGCACAAAACGUCAAACGCUGACAUCAACCGUGCAUCAACGAGUGCACUGCGGAAACGCCUCCUCCUUCUCCUAAAGCAACUUGUCAACGGCGACGACGGCGCCCAGCAGUACCCAGCUGCACCACGGAC
Messenger RNA from Culex pipiens pallens (northern house mosquito), 1527 nucleotides. RefSeq names its product protein serrate-like. The transcript has 2 exons. The record is from RefSeq and is a predicted model, not a curated record. Bases 1003 to 1281 code for a protein of 92 amino acids. Lineage: Eukaryota; Metazoa; Arthropoda; Insecta; Diptera; Culicidae.